AUGGGCGUAAACCAGUCAGUCCCGAGAAUAACCGCUCAAGACAAAGCCAUUCUUGACUUGAAGCUGCAACGCGACAAGCUCAAGCUAUAUCAGCGUAAGAUCCAAGCUAUUCUUGAUCGUGAACAAGAAAUUGCGCGGCAACACCUCCUUGCGGGCGAGAAGGAUCGCGCACUUAUCGCGCUGCGAAGGCGAAAGUAUCAACAGAGCUUACUGACCAAGACCGAUGCUCAGCUGGAGACCCUGGAGCAACUGGUUUCGAACAUCGAGUUCUCGCUGGUGGAAGUCUCGGUGCUGCACGGGUUGAAGCAAGGGAACGCUGUACUCAAGGAACUGCAUAAGGAAAUGAGCGUAGAGAGCGUAGAGAAGCUCCUCGACGAGACGCAGGAAGCUCGGGCAUACCAGCAGGAAAUUGGGGAUAUGCUCGCCAAUAAUCUUACCCUGGAUGAGGAAGACGCCGUUCAAGCCGAGCUUCUGGAGCUCCAGAGAGAGGCAGCAAGUAUUCUGCGUUCUCGUCAUGUUAUUGCGCUGAUUUCUUUGAGUAUAGCUGGGUAG
Punctularia strigosozonata HHB-11173 SS5 is the source of this 552-nucleotide messenger RNA. RefSeq lists its product as uncharacterized. Lineage: Eukaryota; Fungi; Basidiomycota; Agaricomycetes; Corticiales; Punctulariaceae. Gene Ontology annotation, cellular component: ESCRT III complex; multivesicular body. Gene Ontology annotation, biological process: late endosome to vacuole transport via multivesicular body sorting pathway; vesicle budding from membrane. The record is from RefSeq and is a predicted model, not a curated record. The transcript is spliced from 5 exons. Bases 1 to 552 code for a protein of 183 amino acids.